AUGCUCGAGGGAAACGCUAGCCAGGAGCCGUAUGAAGCGCUAUAUAUAGCGUCAUUUUUCAUCUCUUGCAUUGCGUCGAAGAACGCUGUUCCACUAGAGGGUGCAGGCGAUAGUUCGAAGAAGACUUUUCGCAUGGUCAAUGGCACGAUUACUCAAAGAUGGGAUAUCGGCUGCUUGGUGUACAUCGAAGCUUAUGAUCAGAGUGUAGUCGGAGUUUACGUUGAAGUGCAAAAUAAGGUCGCUGUCGUCACACUGGCUAGCGCCUUAGUGAGGAGACCAACUGAUUAUGCGAGACUCGAUGAUAUCGAUAUCCUGUUUGGAGCCUACAACCUUAGAAACGAGGAUGAACCGAGGCGCGUGCUCUCCAAAGUCCAAAGCUACACUAUUCAUCCCAGACACCGAUCGGGAGAACUUUCGUACGACAUAGCAGUGAUAUUCAUCGUCACAAAACCAAGUCAAAACGUGGAGAUCAGACCUUGUGUAUUACCUCAUGAAAGACCGACCAGCACGUCACAAUGCCACAUAGCCAGUUGGGGAUAUGAAUAUGAUGGCAGGUCGCCAAACGAUCGCAAACCAAUCAAGACAAUGGGAGUCCAAAUACUGACCAACCAUGCGUUGCCAGGCGGCGAACGGGGCCAUGUAAUUUACGCUAGCCGUACCCAAGUUGGACUCCUGGCAGAGGAGGUGAGUAUCGUUACGCUGGUUAUGUUACUGCUGCGUAGUAACGAAACACUUCUGAGCUCAGGUAAGAUUUGA
Molecule: messenger RNA, 756 nt
Organism: Soboliphyme baturini
Lineage: Eukaryota; Metazoa; Nematoda; Enoplea; Dioctophymatida; Soboliphymatidae
Source: the annotation of a GenBank genome assembly